Molecule: messenger RNA, 5039 nt
Organism: Oncorhynchus nerka (sockeye salmon)
Lineage: Eukaryota; Metazoa; Chordata; Actinopteri; Salmoniformes; Salmonidae
Product: kinesin-like protein KIF26B
Exons: 10
Coding region: 1-4848 (1615 amino acids)
Biological process (GO): microtubule-based movement
Molecular function (GO): microtubule binding; microtubule motor activity; ATP binding
Source: RefSeq, a predicted model, not a curated record
AUGUUGACAGGGAAAGGACCACUGUCAGGAGGUCGCAGUAGGCUCCACCUGAUAGACCUGGGCAGCUGUGUGAAGGUGCUGGGAGGAGGGAAGGGCAGAGACAGCAGUGGUAGUAGCAGCACCACAGCAGCAGGGCUGUGUCUGUCUCUGUCUGCCCUGGGGAACGUCAUCCUGGCUCUGGUCAACGGCAGCAAACACAUCCCUUACAAGGACAGUAAGCUGUCCAUGCUACUGAGAGAGUCGCUGGGCAACAUGAACUGCCGGACUACCAUGAUCGCUCACAUCUCCUCGUCGCCUAGCAACUUCUCUGACACGCUCUCCACGAUCCAGAUCGCCUCGCGCCUCCUCCGCAUGAAGAAGAAGAAGACCAAAGUCAGCAUGCAAUACACGUCCAGUUCGUCAGGGGGUGAGAGUUCGUGUGAGGAGGGGCGUAUGCGUCGCCCCACUCACCUGAGACCGUUCCACUCCCGUAGCUCUGCAGACUCAGACCUGCCCCUGCUGCACCUCUCCAGCGACCCAGACAACUACUCCAGCAGCGAGCAGUCCUGUGACACUGUCAUCUAUGUGGGUCCCAAUGGGGGUGCCAUCUCAGACCGCGAGCUGACCGACAAUGAGGGCCCGCCAGAGUCCAAUGGGGGUGCCAUCUCAGACCGCGAGCUGACCGACAAUGAGGGCCCGCCAGAGUCCAAUGGGGGUGCCAUCUCAGACCGCGAGCUGACCGAUAAUGAGGGCCCGCCAGAGUUCGUCCCCGGCAUCCCUGUUUUGCCGAAUACGCCACCUCUGCAGCAGCAGACAGUACUCCCCCAGGCUCAGCUAGUCCCUACACAGACACACACCCAGCCCACUACCGAGCCCCUCAACGCCCCCAACCAGCCCCCGCUCCCCCUCCUCCAGCCCCCAUUCCCUCUCCUCCAGCCCCCAUUCCCCCUCCUCCAGCCCCUGGGUCAUCCCCUGCCCCCGCUCCCCGUCCUCCAGCCCCCAUUCCCUUUCCUCCAGCCCCUGGGUCAUCCCCUGCCCCCCGUGCCAGAGGAAGGGGCGGAGUGCCUGAAGUGCAACACCUUCGCUGAGCUGCAGGAGCGUCUGGAGUGUAUCGACGGGAGCGAGGAGGUGGCAAAGUUCCCCUUCGAGGAGGUGCCGGCUAACAGGGGGGCUAAGCCCGACACCCUGGUUCCCCCAGGGUAUGAGAUGGGGCGUAAAGGAGGGGUGGUGGAGGAGGUAGAGCCCCUCAGGAGGAUGUCCAACGACCAGCAGCUCCAGGAGAUCAGGGAGGUGGUGGAGGAGGCAGAACUGGCCCAGACCAUGAUAGAGAGUCUGAGCCUGACCGGCAGCUGCAGUAUGACGGGAAGCAGUGGAGCAGGACAUACCAACACCAACCCUCUACAGAGGGCCAAGAGUGCCAGCCUCCAUGACAGUCGUGAGUCUCUGAGCGCGGGCAGUAGCAGUGAUGGUAAGCCCCGCCCCCUGGGCUCUCCUCGGCUGGGCAUCGCAUCUCUUACCAAGACCUCUGACUACCGACCUCCCUCCUCACCCUCACAGCGCUGCAAGGUCUACACCCAGAAGGGUGUGAUGCCGGGAACGCCCCCUCUGUCCUGCCAGAGUCUGUCUACUGCAGACAGCCUGGCUGCAGACAGUGUGAGGUCCUCUACAGAGUCCCUGCUGCAGCCGGUGUCCCUGUCCAGAACCUCCCCCGCGGGGAUGAGUCCCCGGGACCUCAAACGAACCAACUCCUCGUCUGCUAGCCUGGGGUCGGCUGAGACACUGUGUGAUGAGAAUGUUCCUCAGAUUCCUCUGGAUGGACGCAGGGAUACCCCAGCUCCAGCCCCCAACCCUAGCUCUCUGGGGGAAGACGAUCUGGUGUUCACGCUGGGGUGUAAGGAGGGCCUGGAGGUCCGGGGCCUGCUGGAGGGUGGCGGCCGUCCCACCAGCAUCAUUAGCUUCAACAGCGACUGUUCCGUCACUGCACUGGACUCGGGGUCCCGCCCUAUCUCCAUCAACAGCAGCAUCAGCGAGGACCUGGAGCACUAUGGAGUCAACACUACUGCCGUUGCUACGACCACCAGGGUGAUCCCCAUAACAACCGCCUCCGUCGCCGGAGUGAUCGCCAUGGCGGAGGUCAGCAUGGCAAAGCUUUGUGUGGAAGGAGAGGCGCCUAGCCGACGGUCCUCCAUCUCAUCGUGGCUAAGUGACCUGAGUGUUGUUAGCCACGGAGAUCAGUCUCUGCACAGCUUCAGCCAGUCCCAUGGACACGGGGAGGCUCUGGCCGAACCAGACCCCACACAGGUCCCUCUCUGUGGGGAAAAGGAGCAGGACGAGGCGUCCCUGGGUUAUGGAGGAAGGAAGACUCCUGAGAGUGAAGUAGCAUUGUCUGGAGAUGUAAAAGGGAGGGAGACUAAAGAGAGGCUGAAGAGACUGCCCCCCUCCCUGGGUAAGACCACCAUCUCCCUCUCUGACAUGCAGACCCUGGGGGCCUCCAGCAACUUCCUCCCCUUCAAGACCAACAUUACAGUCCACCCCUGUGUGGCCGUCAAACCCAUGGUCAUACUCUCCUCCCUUACCAAGAUUCACCUGCUGCCCAAGGACCCAGCCAAGACUGCCUCAGCCCUGGUCCUGGCCUCCAUGUCCAGCGAGCUCACCUCCGAUGACCCCUGGAUGAAGAGAGACAGGGUGGACGUGAGGCCCAAGGAGCUGGUGUGUGAGGUGAAGCCAGAGAAGUGGGUGGUGGAUCCACCAGUCAAGACAGACCCAGCUAAGAGCAGCCAGGCCUGGCCCCAGGGUGACAGGGCCAGCAGGGUGGACAGUGGCUAUGGAGGGGACCGUCACAGCUCCAGCAGCGGGGAGGCCAUCUCCUCUCCAGACUCCUGUAAGAGGGUAGUGGACGGCUCUGAGAUGGUGCUGGUCAGUUCUGGGGAGUGUCUGGUGACUCCUGUCUACUCUGCCGACAUUCUGCGCACGGCCAGUCUGCCCCGUGGCUGGCACCGGCUCAACCGCCACGACGGCCUGGAUGAGGACCCACUCCGCUACGACGCUAACGGAGGAGGGGGGGAGUACCGAGGUCUGGGGGUCACCUCCUCCACCCCCUGUAGUCCCAGGGCGACCCUGGACCGAAGGGGGUAUUCCGGGAAACAUGGCCUGUUUUCCCGCCAGAAAGGUAUACCACCGCUGCCACCAGUACGCAAGUCCAGUCUGGACCAGAAGAACAGGGCAGAAGGCCCCCUCAGCCCCAUGCACGCAGCCAGCCAUGGCCUCUCCUUCUUGAGGAGUACCCCGGAGGACCUGGGCGUGCCUGCUGGAGGGAAACACAAGGGGUGCAAUGUGGAGAGCAGCAGGUUAUUCAGUGCUAAACUAGAGCAACUGGCUAACAGAACCAACUCUCUGGGUCGGUCCCAUGGAGGUCACAGCUCUCAUGGCCCCCACUACGACUGCCUCUCUUUGGAGAGGGGGGAGGCUCUCAGCUCCUUGGGCUGGAAGGUGUCAGCCGGAGGGGGGAGGGGGGACUGCACCAUGCCCCGUACCGGACGCAGCCUCACCCGUGGCGGCUCAUUGUCAUCCUCCUCCCCUAAUGGGAACGGUUCCGGUAACAGCCCUGGCAGCGCUCCCCAGUCACCCAAGUCGAGCCAGUCCAAGAUCUCAGCGGUCAGCAAGCUCCUGAUGGCCAGCCCUAAGGCCCGCAGCCUGUCGGCCUCCAGCACCAAGAAACUCAGCUUCUCCACCAAGUCUCUGCCCCAGUCUGUCAACCGCAGCUCCAGUCUUCCUCCCAACGGAAAGCCCCAGGCCCAGGGUCAGACCUCCAUCCAGGGUCAGGGACAGAACCAGGCACCCAGCUCUGGCUCCUGGUCCACCCAGUCUCUGAGUCGCAACCGAGGGGGAGGCCUGGCCGCCAAGCUGCCUCUGAGAGCCGUCAACGGACGCAUCUCCGAGCUGCUCCAGGGCAGCGGAGGCUCUCGAUCCGCUGGUCACAACCGAGGAGGAGGCUCCGAGGCUGGGGAGGAGAGGGGCGCUGGAGGGGGUGGAGGUGGUGUCGGGGCACAGGGAGAGGAAGGACCCUUGGUAGUCCACACCCUCCCGUCUCCCUACAGUAAGAUCACAGCGCCCAGGCAGCCGCAUCGCUGCAGCAGUGGUCAUGCCAGUGACAACAGUAGUGUUCUGAGUGGAGAGCUGCCCCCGGCCAUGGGGAAGACGGCCCUGUUCUACCACAGCGGGGGCAGCAGUGGCUAUGAGAGCAUGUUGAGGGACAGCGAGGCCACAGGAAGCACCUCCUCUGCCCAGGACUCUCUGAGCGAACACAGCUCAGCCACCAGCAGCAGCCGCCGCAGCCUCAAGAACAACAAGAAGAAGAACAACAGCACAGGUACCCAGCGUCGUCGUCUGAUUCCCAGCCUGACCCCGGAUUCGUCCUCUCCGGUCAGGAAGCCUGCCAUCAGCUCAGGUGUACGCUGGGUAGACGGGCCGCUACGCCCCGCCCCCAGGGGAACCACAGAACCCUUCGAAAUAAAGGUCUACGAGAUAGACGACGUGGAGCGCAUGCAGAGGAGAGAGAGAGGCAACAAGGAGGUGGUUUAUGUCAGUGCUAAGCUGAAGAUCUUGGAGAACAGGCAGCAGCGUAUAUCUGAGGUCCGAGCCAAGUACGACUGGCUGAAGAAAGAGCUGGAACAGACCAAGCAGCAUCUGAUGCUGGAGCCCGACAAAUGGACCACUGAAUUUGACCUGCAGCAGACGUUUGAGGUGGACUCUCUGGAGUACCUGGAGGCUCUAGAGGUGAUGACAGAAAGACUGGAGACCAGGGUCAACUUCUGCAAGGCUCACCUCAUGAUGGUCACCUGCUUCGACGUCACCUGCCGACGCAGGUAGAACUAAGAACGGCCAGGCGGACCACACCUCCUCUAGGACUCAUGGGAAGUGGAGACAACACAACAGGAAGAGAGAGGGAUGGAGCAGAGGGAGGGAUUUCCCUGAGGAGGUGCAGAGGCAGAUGGAGACAAAGGCAUCCGGAGACUAAAGAGGAAUAUUUUUUUAAGCAGCGGGGAAGGGAGCAGGAGAAG